Tachyglossus aculeatus (Australian echidna) is the source of this 711-nucleotide messenger RNA. RefSeq names its product interferon-induced transmembrane protein 1-like. The record is from RefSeq and is a predicted model, not a curated record. Lineage: Eukaryota; Metazoa; Chordata; Mammalia; Monotremata; Tachyglossidae. The transcript is spliced from 2 exons. Gene Ontology annotation, biological process: response to interferon-alpha; response to interferon-beta; response to type II interferon. Gene Ontology annotation, cellular component: plasma membrane. Bases 21 to 473 code for a protein of 150 amino acids.
AGCCUCCACGGGCCCCGACCAUGAACAGCUCUGGCCUGCCGUCCGUCAGCCCCUACGUCGCCUCUGCCGUCCCCUCCUUCUCACCCCAGUGCGGGUUGCUGCGGGAGGAACACGAGAUCGCUGUACUGAGCGACGGGCGCAGGCCCGACCCCCAGGGGACCACUGUCAUCAACGUCCAGACCUUCAACCCCCCGCCCCCCGACUACCUGACCUGGUCCCUCUUCAACACGCUCUACAUGAACUUCUGCUGCCUCGGCUUCAUCGCCCUCAUCUUCUCCGUGAAGGCGAGAGACCACAAAGUCCUCGGAGACGUGAGCGGGGCUCACAGCUACGCCGCCACAUCCAGAUGCCUGAACAUCACAGCCCUGGUCCUCAGCCUGACCUUCAUCAUCCUCGUCGUCGUGCUCCUGGUCACCGGGGUCCUGGCUUCCUUACACAUGGUGUCCCAAUCCCUGCGGAUGAAUAGGGAUUAGACCCCGGGAGAGCCCCCUCCACCCUGGCCUUCCCUUUCCGCAACGGCCCCGCUCCGCUUCCCAACACCAGCCUGAACUCCGCUGACCGACACCCCAGAAGAAGAGUUUGGGAAGGAGAGCCUAGUGACCCCCUCGUCCCCCCGGUGCCGUCCUGACUGCCGUGACCAUGGACAUGGUGGGUGGGUGGGUUCGGCGACCAUAAUAAACUGACCGUAAUAAACGGUCCUUUUUUCCACCA